Messenger RNA from Parnassius mnemosyne (clouded apollo), 2476 nucleotides. NCBI's taxonomy places the organism in Eukaryota, Metazoa, Arthropoda, Insecta, Lepidoptera, Papilionidae. The record is from the annotation of a GenBank genome assembly.
CCGAAAAAGGUCGAUUUUUAAAUCGAUUCAAAUCGUGGUUGUUGGCCAAAUAACCGACUUUUUGGAACAGCAUAGUAUAUUAUCAGAGGCACAACAUGGAUUUCGAAAAAAUCGUAGCACAACUUCUGCACUUACACUAUUUUCAGAUACAAUUAAUGAAUAUUUAAAUGAUGGAAAACAGGUUAUGGUUUUGUUUAUUGAUUAUAAAAAAGCCUUUGACACUUUGGACCAUAAUAUAUUAUUGCAAGCGAUGGAGGAGUGUGGAAUCAGGGGCCCUACAAAUAACUUUUUUCGUAGCUAUCUAUCUAAUAGGACGCUCCGUACUGUAGUUGAUGGUGUUGUGGGAGAGGAGGCCCGUAUUAGCUUGGGUGUACCGACUGGUUCUGUUUAUGGUCCUGUCGGUUAUAUUAUGCAUGUAAAUAGUGUAUCUAAUGUAAUAAAAAAUUGUCAAGUGUAUAUGUAUGCAGAUGACAUAUGCUUGCUAUUUGCCUCUAAAGAAACAAAAGAAUUGCAAAAUAAUAUACAGAGUGACUUUGAGAAUAUAACAAAGUGGGCCCAUGAUAAUGGCAUAAUCCUUAAUUUUAAUAAAACAAAAUGCAUGCAUAUACACUCUCCAUAUAAUGCUGCAGCGAAAAACAUAACAUUAAAUGAGAUGGCUGUUGUGGGCCACUGUUUGAGUGCUUACAUAAUAAUAAAAUGAAUUGUAAUUGUAAAAAAAUUGAAUUUGUUGAUAAGAUUAAGUAUUUAGGACUGGUAAUUGAUCAAAACUUUAAUUGGAAACCUCAAAUAUCUGAUGUAUGUACAAGGCUGUCAGUGAUAUUAGGUAAAUUCUAUUUUUUAAAUUACAUUUUGAACAAAAAAUCUAUGUACCUUCUAUACUAUGCUUUGGUGGAUUGCCUCAUAGGUUAUGGACUUGGUGUUUACGGUCGCACUUUUGCUUCUUAUAUAAAGAACAUUAAAAAUUUACAGACAAGAUUUCUAAAAUAUCUUGUAAAUGAAAAAGUUAAAGAAAAUUGUAAGAAAGAUUAUAAUAAGUUAUUCUAUAUUUGUAAAAUUUUACCGGUAGAACACAAAGUUAACAUGCUAUUAGUUUUGGAAAACAUUAAUAAAAAUCAUUAUAAAGAAAAAGUGGAUAAUAAAUAUAGAACCAGGAAAGUUAGAGAAGGGAAAUUAGUUGAGCCUAGUGUUAAAAUCUACUAUGGUAAAAGAUGUACAAAAUACUUAAUAAAUGCUUUUUAAUGAAAUAGACUGGAUAAGGCAAGGUAGACCUGAGUGUAAAAAUACAAAUAAAAAAAGCUUAAGAAGUAUGUUUUAGAGAAAAUAGAAAAUACAUGAUAGCGUAUUUAUACGACAAUUUGUAAAAGUUGUAGUAUUAGAAUUACUAGAAUACAAAAAUAAUAGUGUUUAUACUUAGGAUUUAUUUGCUAUUUGUUUGCUAUAUUAUGUGGGUGGGGUACUUAUUUAAUUAUGUAAUAGGAUGCAAGAGUGCAAUUAUUCGCCAACAAACUGUCUUUACAGUUUGGCGAAGUUUUAAAAUAAUGUUAUGUUUUUGUAAAUAUUGGUAAAUAAAAAAAAAAAUAAGUUUGUUCUCUUUUUAAUUGCAGGUGCUCACUGCUCUAUUCUUUUUUGCAACUGGAUCCUACCAAAGGCCAGUUGGGGUUGCAAAGGACACGUCUCAAAAAAUGUGUAGUGUGUACAUAGAAGUUACCCAGGAGCUGACACACAAAAAUAUAAUUAAUAAAUAUAUUCGGUUCCCUGAUACUCCAGCUGCUAGACAAGCAGUUAGUCAAUGUUUUUACAGAAAAUAUGGAAUCCCUGGAGUGGUAGGUUGUAUUGAUGGAAGUCAUUUUAAAAUAGUUGUCCCACCAAAAGAAGAGGAAUAUUUGUAUUAUAAUUGUAAGCACUACCAUUCACUUAAUGUUCAAAUGGUAUGUGAUGAUGAAUGUAGAAUUUUAAAUGUGAAUCCCAAGUUUGGAGGUGCAAAUCAUGAUUCCUUUAUAUGGGAAAACAAUUUAAACACAUACGUGCAAUCUUUGCACCAAAAUGGAGAAAUUGUCUGGCUUUUAGGAUAUUCUGGAUAUCCCCAAAGCCCAGGGCUUAUGACACCAUUUGUAGAUGCUGAGUCCAAUAAUUAUAAUGAAAAACACAUGAGAGCUCGAGUUGUUAUUGAAAACACAUUUUCAAGGCUGAAAAAUCGAUGGCGAUGUCUGGACAAGGAUAGAGUUUUGCACUACAAGCCCGUAAAAUGUGCACACAUUAUUUUAGCAUGCUCUGUGUUACAUAAUAUAAUUAUUAAUUUUGGUGUUGAGGAUACAGAGGAAAAUAUAGGUCUGCAAUUUGAAAGGAGAAUGGUGGAAUCUGACCAAAUAAGUUACACAGAAAGAGAAGCUACCUCUGAUUUAAUUAGAGGUAGAAUAAGAGAUCAAUUAGCAAGAAGGUUACUAUAGGGAUUAAAUAAAUAAAUUUGAAUAAGCUU